This is a messenger RNA of Phacochoerus africanus (Common warthog), 2050 nucleotides long. RefSeq names its product acid phosphatase 7, tartrate resistant (putative) (gene ACP7). The transcript has 12 exons. Gene Ontology annotation, molecular function: acid phosphatase activity; metal ion binding. Lineage: Eukaryota; Metazoa; Chordata; Mammalia; Artiodactyla; Suidae. The record is from RefSeq and is a predicted model, not a curated record. The coding region runs from base 151 to 1464 and encodes 437 amino acids.
UAAGCCUCCCUGUGAAGACCUCCCUCCCCAAGACGCUGCCUGAUCCACCUGCAGGCUCUGUCCUCCCAGCCCCUCCUGCAGUCCCUGAAGGAAUCUGAGCCCUCCGGACCCCUCCCCAUUCCCCUCUCGGUUCCCCACCCUCCUUCUACCAUGUGCUGCCUUCGUCCCUGCUGGUCCUGCUGCUGUCUGCUCCUCUUUUUCUCCCUGGGAGUCCAGGGGUCCCUGAAUCCUAGUGCUGCCCCGGAGCAAGUCCACCUGUCCUACCCAGGGGAGCCGGGCUCCAUGACUGUAACCUGGACCACAUGGGUCCCAACCCCCUCUGAAGUGCAGUUUGGGCUGCAGCUCUCGGGGCCCCUGCCCUUCCGGGCUCAGGGCACCGUCAGCCCCUUUGUGGAUGGUGGCAUCCUCCGGCGGAAGCUCUACAUACACCGGGUCACACUGCAGAAGCUGCUGCCCGGGGUCCAGUACGUUUACCGCUGCGGCAGUGCUCAGGGCUGGAGCCGGCGGUUCCGCUUCCGGGCGCUGAAGAAUGGGCCGCACUGGAGCCCCCGUCUGGCUGUGUUUGGGGACCUGGGGGCUGACAAUCCCAAAGCCCUACCCCGGCUGCGCAGGGACACCCAGCAGGGCAUGUACGACGCUGUGCUCCAUGUGGGAGACUUUGCCUACAACAUGGAUGAGGACAACGCCCGCGUCGGGGACAGGUUCAUGAGGCUCAUCGAACCUGUGGCCGCCAGCCUGCCGUACAUGACGUGCCCUGGGAAUCACGAAGAACGCUACAACUUCUCCAACUACAAGGCUCGCUUCAGCAUGCCAGGGGACAACCAAGGCCUGUGGUACAGCUGGGACCUGGGCCCGGCACACAUCAUCUCCUUCUCCACCGAGGUGUAUUUCUUCCUUCAUUACGGCCGCCACCUGGUGGAGAGACAGUUUCACUGGCUGGAGAGGGACCUCCAGAAAGCCAAUAAGAACCGGGCAGCCCGGCCCUGGAUCAUUACCAUGGGUCACCGGCCCAUGUACUGUUCCAAUGCCGAUUUGGAUGACUGUACCUGGCAUGAAAGCAAGGUUCGCAAAGGCCUCCUGGGCAAAUUAUAUGGAUUGGAGGAUCUUUUCUACAAAUACGGGGUCGACCUGCAGCUGUGGGCUCAUGAGCACUCGUAUGAACGUCUGUGGCCGAUUUACAACUACCAGGUAUUUAACGGCAGCCGAGAGACGCCCUACACCAACCCUCGGGGCCCUGUCCACAUCAUCACCGGAUCUGCCGGCUGUGAGGAGCGGCUGACCGCCUUCACCCUCUUCCCUCGGCCCUGGAGCGCCGUGCGCGUGAAGGAGUAUGGCUACACGCGGCUGCACAUCCUCAAUGGGACCCACGUCCACAUCCAGCAGGUGUCUGACGACCAGGACGGGAAGAUUGUCGAUGACAUCUGGGUGGUGAGACCCCUGCUUGGCCGGAUGAUGUACCACUAGGGAUGGGGGACAGCUCUCAUCGGGCAUCCUGGGCCUGGCUACCCUGGCUGGGGUGCCCAGGCGUAGGAGGAGAGACAGGGCGGGCCUCAACUCCUUUGCCCCCCUCAGCCCCCCGUGGGGUGGAUGCAGCCCAGAGGAGCCUGGAGCAGCUUUUCCCUCCCAGAGAGGUGGGGGUCCCGACUAGCUGCACUGAGAGAGCAGGUGCAGGGGCAGAGCGAAGCAAGACAAGUCUUGGGUGACACAGCCCUGCUGUCCUGCAUGGCACUGCCUGGGCGGCGUGCCCACAGGGCCUCAGGAAUAAAGAGGCUUAUGGCUGUGGCUCCAUGGACUCUGAACUUCUGCUGGGGAUGCCCCGCUGGGCCACCUCUCCUGAGCAAAGGGCACAGGCAUGUCCCAGCCCCAACUCUGCAGGGUGGGCUCAGCCAUCAUGACCCCGAUCUCCAGCAGGUGGCACCAGUGACUGUCUCUUCCUGGCCAGCCCUCAGUGCCAACCAGAGGACUGGCUCCAGUGGCCCAAGGAGUGCUACCCAGUGUCCCCCUUGUGCCUCAGUUUCCCAGCUUGACCGUGACUUAUCCUGGGAGCGGG